AUGCUCGGAUUCGCAGCAAGCAGCGGCUCGUCCUCGUCCCCGAGCUCGACAUCGUCGUCGAUGCUCCGACUCAAAGUGAAGCGAUCCGAACCUCUACCUACCUACUCGGGCCCCAAUCAAAUCCCACCGUCGUACGAGCAAGCUACGGGCAAGAAGACAAUACGAUCUCCUACACCGGAAAGAACUCCGUCGUCCCUUUCGUACUGGCUCGACUUGGUCGUUUCGCAGCGCGAGGCGCAGGCGCAACAAGUUCACUCGUCGUCGGGAUCGCAAUCGAGUUCGGCGGGUCCGAGCGCUUCGGCCCGAAGAAGGCGGAGGAGGGCCGCGGGUAUUUGGGGACAAGCUAGAGCUAGGGAUGAAGCGAUGAUGUCGGGUUGGACAAAGGAGAUCACACCAAGGACUUAG
Microbotryum saponariae is the source of this 405-nucleotide messenger RNA. The record is from the annotation of a GenBank genome assembly. NCBI's taxonomy places the organism in Eukaryota, Fungi, Basidiomycota, Microbotryomycetes, Microbotryales, Microbotryaceae.